This is a messenger RNA of Polyodon spathula (Mississippi paddlefish), 2855 nucleotides long. It is a transcript of the gene dnai4, whose product is annotated as dynein axonemal intermediate chain 4. Gene Ontology annotation, cellular component: axonemal dynein complex. The transcript has 17 exons. Gene Ontology annotation, biological process: cilium movement. Bases 109 to 2502 code for a protein of 797 amino acids. Lineage: Eukaryota; Metazoa; Chordata; Actinopteri; Acipenseriformes; Polyodontidae. The record is from RefSeq and is a predicted model, not a curated record. Gene Ontology annotation, molecular function: dynein heavy chain binding; dynein light chain binding.
ACAAGACAAAAUAGUCUGUGCACUGGAAACGCACGGAAGCCAAGUGAUUAUAAGAUAAUUUUAAAUUAUUCGUGUCAAGUAUUUAAGUAACACAAACCCAUCGACGUAAUGUCUACCAGCACUUCUAAAAUGAGGAGGCCCGCUGUUAAAGUUACAACAUCAUCUAGAAAUGCUUCAACAUCAAAGAAGCUGAAUGCAUCUGGUUCAGCGACAAUGAAUAAAAAUAGCCAGACAGCAAGUCGCAGCAUCACAGGAUCAACAAGCCGAAGAAGUAUGGGUUUGCACUCCGAGAGCAAAAUAUUGGAUAAAGGCUCUCUUCAGAUUGUUAAGCAUGCUGUGCAGGUUUUUGAUGAACAAGGAAAGAAUGUUACACCUCGACCACUAUUUCAGUCUGACCUCAGUGCAAUGCAGCCAAAACAAAGUAAAAUUUUUACAUCUCAGGAUACCUCGGGGGUGAAUGCAUCUGACCUGUUGUCCACUAUGUCUUUGUACCAAACUGGAGCCAGUGCUAGCUUUGCUGGGCCAUUCACAAGAUCUGUUUUUGGAAGCAGUAGUGUUUCUAAAUCCAGCAGAUCUACUAUGGAAUCAAUGAGUGAAGAAAUUGAAGAACCCGGAUCUAGGCGUGACAUUUCUGUGUACCUUUCAGAUGUACAGGUCAGACGAGAGGAGGUGAGAGAACAGAUUACAGAAGAACUGCUGGACAAGACAGUAGAUGGGUAUUUAACAGAAACUGAAACCAUUUGGUUAUUGGACAUACCAACUGUCAUGAUAUCUGUCGAUUCUGAAGACGCAAACACAAUCAAGCAAAAAAACAAUGCCUAUGUGGGACUGUGUAAAAACAAAGCUGGAAAUGAUCAAUACAUUGAAAGGAUGAUGCAGACUUUUAAUGGAGCAUCAAAAACCAAAGAAGUCCAGUGUGAAAAAAUCGACGUUGCUGAUGCAGGUGUGAUGGCAACCACGUGGGACAUGUAUGACACCUUCCAUUCUGCUGAAGUGGAGCCCAUGGACUUUCACGUGGCAGAGAAAUCAAGUCAAUCUGCAAGUUUCAUAAGCAGAGAGCCUGAAAGAACAAUGUCUACAAUGAGUUCAACAAGCAUGACCAGUCAGUCCAGUUCAGUUGUGGAUUUCGAUAGUGUUAUCACAUCCAAGAUACCUAAAGCAGAGGAAAUAGACCCAGAAGAAAUCCUCAAGUCUGACAACUUCCAGCAGGAUUUGUUUGUCAUGGAGAGGAUCAUAUUAGAAAACAUCUUCCAGCCCAAAUUAGCUGCCUAUCGGCAACUCCCUAUUCUAACAGAGUCUGAUUACUGUCCUGGAGAGGAAGAUGUGGUUAAAAAAGGGAAUGCCGAUGUGGAAAUAGUAGUUCCCACUUUACAUCGACUGUGGGCUUUUACAUGCGAGCUGACAAUGGGACGCAAUGUGAGCAGCAUGGCAUGGAACAAGAAACAUGUGGAUCUCUUGGCAGUUGGCUAUGGAAAGUUUGAUUUUAAGGAACAGAAAGAAGGACUUGUCUGUUGUUGGUCCUUAAAAAAUCCUAUGUGGCCAGAGCGGAUCUAUCAUUGCAGCAGUGGUGUGACAGCCUUGGAUUUGUCUGCUGUAAAUGCCAAUCUGCUGGCAGUUGGAAUGCAUGAUGGAACUAUAGCAAUCUACAACAUCCAGAGUAAAGAGGAUGCACCAGUUAUUGAUAGCAGUGACUGUUCAAAUCAGCACACAAGCCCAGUUUGGCAAGUUAAGUGGAUAGAACAGGAGAGGGGUCCAUCUGGGGAUGACAAAGGGGAGACACUCAUUGCAGUAUCAGCAGAUGGCAGAAUUACCAAGUGGUAUCUACGGAAAGGACUAGAUUGUGCUGAUCUUAUGAAGCUGAAGCGAACUAGAAGUGAAAAAUCUAAGAAACAGCCAGGGGAGAAGGACCGAAAGAGUGAAGCACUCAUUUCUCGACAAGCACCUGGAAUGUGUUUCGACUUUAACACCAAGGAUACAAACAUUUACCUGGCUGGUACAGAGGAGGGACACAUUCAUAAUUGUUCAUGUUCAUAUAAUGAACAAUACCUGGAUACUUACAGAGCCCACAAAGGUCCUGUUUACAAAAUAGCGUGGUCUCCAUUUUCCCCAGACGUGUUUCUAAGUUGCUCAGCUGACUGGACCAUACAGUUGUGGAGACAAGAUCUGCUAAAACCAGUUCUUAGCUUCACUUCCACCAACAGAGCUGUAUAUGACAUCAUGUGGUCCCCAAAAUCAUCCACAGUAUUUGGGGCGGUCAAUGAAGGGAGUGUAGAGAUCUGGGACCUAAGUGCCAGCAUCUUGGAUCCUACUGUUGUGAGUCCAGCCAGCCCUGGAGUGAAUCUGACCACACUGCUGUUUGCUACAAAAACAGACUGUAUUCUAAUUGGUGACAGUGAUGGACAAGUCAGUGUUUAUGAACUAAAGAACCUACAAACCAGAGAAAAUAGCCAGGUGAAUGCACUAUAUGACAUAAUUGGGACAACUCUGGCCAGUCAGCUGUAAUUAACACCACAAUUUUAAGUACCAAAGAUGCAAAAUAAAUAAAUGUAACAUUGCUAUUCACUGUGUUAGUUGCUUUUAUAUAAUGGUUAGUCAUAAAAGUAUAGUGGGAGACAGACAGUCUCUCCCAAAGAAGAAUAAUCAGAUCAAAGUCUAAUUCAGACCGUCUUGUUCUAAAUGUACUUACCAAUAUGUCUUAUUGGUUUAAUGUUGUAGACGCAGACUGAGAAAAAUGUAUUGAAACAUGGCUUUACCAAAAUAAGAACAACGAUUAAAUGAGAAUAAAGAUACAGUGAAACACAUCCAAUAAACUGGGGAAAAAAGUUACCAAGUGCAAAAUGUUUGGGUUGGUGUUG